AUGUCCUUCUUGAAGAACUUCUUCGGUACAUCCGCUGUCCCAGCGAAAGAUGACCCAGCGAAAGAUGAAAUGAAACCGAUCCGUGCUCUACCCGCUUCCUGGUAUACAUCCCAGGAUAUGUACGAGCUUGAACGCCGAUCUAUCUUCUCCCGCAAAUGGCUCCUUACUACACACAAGCACCGAGUCCCCAACACUGGUGACUGUGUCCGCUACGACGCUGCCGGCUACGAGUUCAUCGUCGCCAAAGACAACAAUGGAGACAUCACUGCGUUCCACGGCAACGAUCUCUUCCCUGCCCAUGUACACAUUGACCGAAAUGGAUUCGUCUGGGUGAAUCUGGACGCCAGUGAGACCCCCGAAGUUGCCUGGAAAGACGACUUCGAGGGCGUCGACGAGCAGCCCCGGUUCGAGCACUACAACUUCGAGGAAUAUAACUUCGACCACACAUGGGAUAUGGAGGGCGACUUCAACUGGAAGAUCCUAGCCGAUAACUACAACGAGUGCUACCACUGUCUAGUCGCUCACCCGGAUAUCCCCACCAUCGCAGACCUCAACUCCUACUAUGUCAAGACAAAGGCCGGCCACAUCCAACACUACGCAACUACCUAUUUCUGGCCUAAUGCUUCUUUCAAUGUCUCUCCCAACUUCUUCUUCAUGCAGCGUUUCACCCCUACCAGCCCGACGCAAUGUAUGAUGCGCUACGAGGUCUACCGUCACAAGGACGCCACCGAUGAAGCCUUCAAUGUCAUCAGCGACAUGUACAAACGAAUCAUGUCCGAGGACAAGUACCUGUGCAUGCACUCGCAGAAGAACCUCAACGCUGGUGUCUUCGUCAACGGCCUGCUUCAUCCCGAGAUGGAACGGGGUCCACUUCAUUUCCAGAAGACCGUGCGCGAGGUCGUCACAGAACACCAUGCCAAAGAAGAGGCGGCGGGUCACCAGAUUUGGCCUGCGGAGCACGAUCUUCCUGCGGACGUUGCUGUCGGCCACGAUCAAGAGAAUGUCGCUCUCCGUUCAGGUGGACACAACUACGAGGUCGAGGUCGACACUUUCAAGGAUUCCAUGGGUUCCGGUCUCUCUACAGUAACGGCAAUUGCUGUGUAG
Penicillium verrucosum is the source of this 1104-nucleotide messenger RNA. RefSeq names its product aromatic ring-hydroxylating oxygenase subunit alpha. The record is from RefSeq and is a predicted model, not a curated record. The transcript has 3 exons. Gene Ontology annotation, molecular function: iron ion binding; 2 iron, 2 sulfur cluster binding. NCBI's taxonomy places the organism in Eukaryota, Fungi, Ascomycota, Eurotiomycetes, Eurotiales, Aspergillaceae. The coding region runs from base 1 to 1104 and encodes 367 amino acids.